Molecule: messenger RNA, 952 nt
Organism: Nematolebias whitei (Rio pearlfish)
Lineage: Eukaryota; Metazoa; Chordata; Actinopteri; Cyprinodontiformes; Rivulidae
Product: glutamate receptor ionotropic, kainate 2
Exons: 7
Coding region: 77-952 (291 amino acids)
Biological process (GO): synaptic transmission, glutamatergic; modulation of chemical synaptic transmission
Cellular component (GO): postsynaptic membrane; plasma membrane; presynaptic membrane
Molecular function (GO): transmitter-gated monoatomic ion channel activity involved in regulation of postsynaptic membrane potential; kainate selective glutamate receptor activity
Source: RefSeq, a predicted model, not a curated record
AACCAGUCUCGUUUCCAGGUCCAACCUCAGGCUGAUCCCGCUUCUUCUGCUGCUGCUUCUUGGUUCCACUCGCGGGAUGCCGCACGUUUUAAGAUUUGGGGGAAUAUUUGAGUCCAUCGAGAGUGGCCCCUCCGGAGCAGAGGAACUAGCCUUUAAAUUUGCCUUGAACACAAUCAACAGGAACCGCACGUUGCUCCCAAACACCACACUGACUUAUGACGUCCAGAGAAUAAACAUCUUUGACAGCUUCGAGGCUUCCCGGAAAGCAUGUGACCAGCUUUCUCUUGGAGUGGCGGCCAUUUUUGGCCCGUCACACAGCUCUUCUGCCAACGCAGUCCAGUCCAUCUGCAACGCUCUGGGCGUGCCCCACAUCCAGACCAAGUGGAAGCAUCAAGUGUCAGACAACAAGGACUCCUACUAUGUCAGCCUGUACCCCGACUUCUCCUCCCUCAGUAGAGCCAUCCUGGACCUCGUGCACUUCUUCAAGUGGAGAACAGUCACUGUGGUCUACGACGACAGCACAGGUCUCAUUCGACUGCAAGAGCUGAUCAAGGCACCGUCGCGGUACAACAUCCGUUUGAAGAUCCGACAGCUGCCCACAGAGACCAAGGACGCCAAGCCACUUUUGAAGGAGAUGAAGAAGGCGAAGGAGUUUCACGUCAUCUUUGAUUGCGGACACGAGAUGGCUGCCUGGAUUCUGAAACAGGCACUUGCAAUGGGUAUGAUGACUGAGUACUACCAUUACAUUUUCACUACCCUGGAUCUUUUUGCCCUCGACAUGGAGCCGUAUCGCUACAGUGGAGUCAACAUGACGGGGUUUCGCAUACUCAACACCGAAAACUCUCAGGUGUCAUCAAUCAUCGAGAAGUGGUCAAUGGAGCGACUACAAGCUUCGCCCAAACCGGACUCGGGCCUGCUGGAUGGAUUCAUGACAAUUCAGGGUGGAGUGUGA